AGGACCUGUCAACUUCCGGUGGCCAUAUUGCGGUGAUACAGCGAGUUUUUGUGAGGGAGCUUCAUCAUGAUUUCUUCUCAAGCUUAUGGUGAUAAUGGAAAGAUGAAAGAUUAUCACUACUCUGGUCCAGUGGAGCAUAAAUUCUCUCCUUAUGCUUUCAACGGAGGGACUGUGCUGGCGGUGGCGGGCGAAGACUUCGCUCUCGUGGCGUCAGACACGCGUCUCAGUGAGGGAUACAGCAUCCACAGCAGAGACUCCCCGAAAUGCUACAAACUGACAGACACUACAGUGAUUGGCUGCAGUGGUUUCCAUGGCGACUGCUUGACGCUAACCAAAAUCAUUGAGGCGAGACUGAAGAUGUACAAGCACUCCAAUAAUAAGGGCAUGACCAGUGGAGCCAUCGCAGCCAUGCUGUCCACCAUUCUGUACGGCAGGCGCUUCUUCCCUUACUACGUGUACAACAUCAUCGGGGGUCUCGACGAGGAGGGUCGAGGAGCCGUUUAUAGUUUUGAUCCAGUCGGUUCUUACCAGAGAGACUGUUACAAAGCAGGAGGAUCAGCGAGUGCAAUGCUGCAGCCUCUGCUGGACAACCAGAUCGGCUUCAAGAACAUGGAGAACGUGGAGCAUCUCCCGCUGAGCCAGGAGAAGGCCGUGCAGCUGGUGAAGGACGUCUUCAUCUCGGCCGCCGAGAGGGACGUCUACACAGGAGAUGCUCUCAAGAUCUGCAUCAUCACCAAGGAAGGCAUUCGAGAAGAGGUCGUGCCACUCAGGAAAGACUGAGACGCCAAAACUAGCCUGUUUUUCUUUUUCUCCAGUUGCAUCCUUCAAAUCCGCUGUUCUUUUUAUAUUCCUUCUCGAGAAUAAAUGCGUUACCAGUA
Molecule: messenger RNA, 878 nt
Organism: Rhinichthys klamathensis goyatoka
Lineage: Eukaryota; Metazoa; Chordata; Actinopteri; Cypriniformes; Leuciscidae
Gene: psmb1
Product: proteasome 20S subunit beta 1
Exons: 6
Coding region: 67-780 (237 amino acids)
Cellular component (GO): proteasome core complex
Source: RefSeq, a predicted model, not a curated record